Cladophialophora carrionii CBS 160.54 is the source of this 1335-nucleotide messenger RNA. RefSeq lists its product as uncharacterized. Lineage: Eukaryota; Fungi; Ascomycota; Eurotiomycetes; Chaetothyriales; Herpotrichiellaceae. The record is from RefSeq and is a predicted model, not a curated record. The transcript has a single exon. Bases 1 to 1335 code for a protein of 444 amino acids. Gene Ontology annotation, molecular function: FAD binding.
AUGCCCCUCUCCCUUGCCGUCAUUGGGGCCGGACCCGCGGGCUUAACGCUCGCGCGUCUCUUACAGGUCUCGGAUCUUGACGUCUCCAUCACGGUCUUCGAGCACGAUGCUUCGCCGACGGCUCGUCUGUCCCAGGGCGGGACACUGGAUCUGCACACCGACACUGGACUCGCCGCUUUGAAACAAUGCGGGCUCUGGGACGAGGCGGUCAAACAUCUGCGAUACGACGGCGAGGAGUUGACGAUCGCCGACAAAAACGACACGCACAUCCUGCAUAUGAAGGGCGGAGGGCCCAAGAUCAAGUCCAAGGAGAGUGGUGGGGAAUUGGACUACGAGAGGCCCGAGAUGGAUCGGGAGGCGUUGAAGGAUCUAUUGCUGAAGAGCGUGAAACCUGCGUGGGUGCAGUGGGGGAAGACGCUGCAGACGAUCGACCCCCAGACGGGAGUGUUGAGUUUCAGGGACCGUACCACCGCUGGGCCGUUCGACCUGGUGGUGGGCGCGGAUGGGGCGUGGAGCAAAGUCAGACAUGUCCUGACAGAUGUCCGGCCGCAGUAUGCUGGGGUUUGUGGAUUUGUUGGGCACAUUGCCUCGCCGAACGAGGAGUAUCCGCAGUUGUCGAGGACGGUGGGGCGUGGGAGCUACUUUGCCUGUUCGGACGGGAAGUAUUUAAGCGCGCAGAGGAUGGGGGACGAGAGUAUCAAGGUGGGUAUGUGGUCAAAAAAGGGGGGUCCACAAGGUGAAAGCUGGCCGGCGGACAUGAUGGCAGCGUACGGCGACGACGAGGAGAAGCUGAAGGACAAGAUACUCAAGGACUUCCACGACUGGACGCCGAAGCAGAGACGGUUCGUGAAGGUUGCAACCGAGUUUCGGCCCUGGCCGCUGUACGAAUUGCCAGUUGGGGAGUUUUGGGAACACAAGAGAGGGUAUACAUUGAUUGGCGAUGCGUCCAGUCUGAUGACCCCAUUCGCAGGCGAGGGGGUCAACAAGGCUAUGAGAGAUUCACUUGAACUGGCUGCCCAGUUAGAGCACGCUCUCAAAGCAAAUGGCGAUGUGGACGAAGCAGUGCGCAAAUAUGAAGAAAACAUGUUCCCACGAGCGAAGAAAUGGCAGACAGCCACGAUGCGGAACAAGGACGGAAUGUUCAGCAAUGCAGGACCCGUGACGUUCUUGGUGGGCAUGGUUGAUGAUAUUGCUGAGGAGAUGGGGAAGGAUCUAUCGAAGGGCGUCUUGAGUUGGAUCCCGUUCAAGACUAUGGUGUGGUAUUAUGUCGUUUCCAGACAGUGGGUUGGAACAUGGAGGAGGCGCUUGAGCAGGAUGAUUUGGGGGGAGGAAUGA